AUGAACUCAGAAGGGAGAAGAAAAGGGAGAGGAGAGGAAGAUGGCGAUGUUGUCAGGCUAAAGUACCGCAUGCCACGGAUGAGUUUUGCACCAAUGUUUUUAUUAUUUUUUUUUCUUAACUACCUGGCAUGGUUCACCACCGUCAAUGAGGAUGGCACCGACCUUGUCAUGUCGCCAUACGUCGCCACCUUGAAGGCGAGGAAGGCCCAUGCCUUGCGGAACGAGGAGUACCCUUUCGACAUGCAGCUUUUCUUCGAGGACGUCGUGCUUCGCAACCUCUUCCGUUUGAGUCAACUAUUUGGUGGGAUGAAGGGGGUUCGCCUCAUAUGGUGCUUUGCGUGGCUUGUGCAUUGUAUGGAGCUGGGCAUUGCCUUUCGAAUUUGUUUUUCAUGCAGGGCAAGAACGGCGGUUUUUGCCGUCUACUGUCUUUUCACGGUGGCGGGAGGAAUCACGCAGUUACUUCCUUUGAUUGAGGCCCGUGAUGCAUAUCUAUUGCUACUGCAAAAGAAAAAGAAUAAGAAGGAAUAA
Molecule: messenger RNA, 528 nt
Organism: Trypanosoma cruzi
Lineage: Eukaryota; Euglenozoa; Kinetoplastea; Trypanosomatida; Trypanosomatidae
Exons: 1
Coding region: 1-528 (175 amino acids)
Source: RefSeq, a predicted model, not a curated record